Magallana angulata is the source of this 1218-nucleotide messenger RNA. RefSeq names its product battenin-like. Gene Ontology annotation, cellular component: lysosome; membrane. The transcript is spliced from 7 exons. Gene Ontology annotation, biological process: regulation of intracellular pH; lysosome organization. NCBI's taxonomy places the organism in Eukaryota, Metazoa, Mollusca, Bivalvia, Ostreida, Ostreidae. The coding region runs from base 135 to 617 and encodes 160 amino acids. The record is from RefSeq and is a predicted model, not a curated record.
AGUUCUAUCAAAAAGAAUACAUUGUCAAAUACAGUGAGGACACCAGUAGUCUGCUGAAAGAAUCAGAAGAUGCAGAUGAUAAAAUAAAAGGAAGAUUAACAUUGAAAGAAAAAUUACUCCUUUUAAAACCACUGAUGAAAUACAUGAUACCUCUGUGUUUAGUGUACAUCGCUGAAUACUUUAUUAAUCAGGGACUAUAUGAACUUCUGUAUUUUAAUCACAUUUGGCUCUCUGAGAAAGAACAGUAUAGAUGGUAUCAAGUGGAUUACCAGUUAGGCGUGUUCAUCUCCAGGUCAUCUGUCAAUGUGUUCAAAAUCAACAAACUGUGGACUCUUCCAGUGUUACAGUGUGUUAAUGUUGCAAUACUCACAGCCCAAGUCUUUCUGCGGUUCAUCCCCAAUAUCUGGAUCAUCUUCGCCCUUGUCUUGUUUGAGGGACUUUUGGGGGAAGCCGCCUUUGUCAAUACGUUCUACAAGAUCUCAGAGGAUAUUGAGGCAGAAUUCAAGGAAUUUAGCCUGGCAGCUGCUACUAUUGCUGACUCCGUGGGAAUUUCUAUCGCUGGUGCGAUCUCCAUUCCAGCUCACAACCAUAUAUGUUCACUCAAUCUGAAAAUGUGAAUGUCUCCUGUAUAUUGUAUAAAAAUGAUGACUGUAUGGACAUUCUCCAACACUGUGUUAGUGCUAACCAUAAUUAAUUUCUUUAUACUUAAAAGACAACAAGUAUUUUAAUUUGAUGGCAUAUAAUUUUGAUGGAAUGUCAUGAUAAGUCUGCCCUUCUUUCCUCCCUUCUAUACCAUGAAAGGGAUACUACAUGCACUAAUACAUGCUGGAAUUUUAAAUCUUUUAGAAAUAGUCUGUGAUGAAAUGUCAAUAUUUCUCUUAAAUUUAAAGGUUAAGUUGCUAUGAAUAUUCAAAAGCUUGUGUGUGUGUUGCUAAAAUGUAUGAUAUAAUUUUGAAUGAUGAUAUUUGAUAUUAAAUGGAUAUUUAAUUUUGAAAUAUUUAUGCAGCAUGUAAGCUCCAAAUGCGAAGUACAUAAUAUUUGACUCUAUAUUAAGAAAGAUAACUCUUUGCAGAAUAAAUGACUAAUUUAUAGAGAAUGUUUUAACAUUGAUAUGUGCAAUUAACUGCGUACAGAAUUUAACUUCGUCUAAAAUUGUCAGAAUAAAACGUUUACUGUACAUUCAAAUGGAUUAUUAAAUCCAACAUGUUCAUCAACUUU